CUGAGCCUCAAAUGGAUGAAUCGCAAUCAGAAGCAGAUAUGGAUAAAAGAACAUAACCCAAAGUCUGCUGCAGAAGCUGCACAGUUGGCUGACGUGUUUGUGGCCGCACGGAAAAAGGGACAACCAUGGAGUCAAAUAGCAUGGAAAAUGAGGGAGGUUUCAAAACCUGUUCCCCACUACCAAAAGGUAGGGGAGAGUAAACCUGUAAAGACCCAGCCAUUGAAUGCACCAUCAAGAGCCCCAACUAAGACAGUGAUUUGUUAUCUGUGUGGGAUGGAAGGGCACACAAAACCAAUGUGCCCGAAAAACUCUACAAAGAUAACACAAAUGUGUUUUGUGCCGAGGAAAAGUGUGGACUCUAAAGUGCUGUUUGGCUUGAGGACGACCUUAAUUGAAGUUGAGGGUAAGCAAUUAAAGGCCCUCAUUGAUUCAGGAAGUACACAAACCCUGGUACACAGAGACUUUGUCCCAGCAAAUAAAGUUAAUGUGGAAACAAUUCCUGUCUGCUGUGUCCACGGACAUGAGUUAUUGUAUCCAACAGCAGAGCUGUAUAUUAAAGUACAAGGCCAACUUUACCUUUUAAAUAUUGGUGUGGCUGAGAACUUGCCAUUUCCAGUAGUUUUGGGUCAAGAUCUGCAAGUGUUGCGUGAUUUAUUGACCUCUAACAAUAUGUGCAAUGUGGCAUUAACCAGAUCUCAGGCUAGUAAAAGGGAGGAGUCUCUGCAACCACUCUGUGCCUUGCCUUUUUAUGAUGCGGACCUGGAGACCACGACCGGGAAGUCUCGCAAGUCCCGCAAACGGCGACAGCAAGAGAAAUUUCAACACACUGUUGUAGAACCAUCUUCUAGCUCUAAGCCUGAGUGCAAGGACAAUUGCAUCGCGGACUGUCUCUCUCGCUGUCCCAGCAAGAGAUUUGAAGAGGGGGAGUGUGUGAUGGCUGCAACUACAGCCACACAAAUGCGGUAAUAUUUAAUCACACAAUAGUCAUCUCGGUGCUGGCUGCUCCAGUCCUUCAGGAGAACAGAGGUGGAGAAGGGGUGGAGCCAGCCUAUUGAAACUGCAAAUUGGUUUACACCACUACUCAUCAGCAAGAGGGGGGGAAUGGGAUUUUCCUUUGUUAGUUAUAGUUAGGUUUUUGUGUGUUUCCCCCUUUGUGUCUUCUAUGUGGCCUGAUCAGCCAGUAUUUAAGUUUCCCCUUUUGUCUCAUUUCAGUAGGUCUGUUUGUUUCAGUAGGUCUGUUUGUUAGCCUGAGUUGAAUUUUGUUACUUUGACCUCUUUUAUGG
Messenger RNA from Gambusia affinis (western mosquitofish), 1283 nucleotides. RefSeq lists its product as uncharacterized. Gene Ontology annotation, molecular function: nucleic acid binding; zinc ion binding. The record is from RefSeq and is a predicted model, not a curated record. Lineage: Eukaryota; Metazoa; Chordata; Actinopteri; Cyprinodontiformes; Poeciliidae. The transcript has 2 exons. The coding region runs from base 16 to 966 and encodes 316 amino acids.